CCGAUUCAGAAGUGUGUAAAAUUUGUCCUAUUUGCGACUACCAUAAUUCCAUUCCCCCUUCCCAUUUUAUUUCAGGUUGCCGUGAGCGUUGUUGAGGAGUUUGCAUUAGACGGGGUUGUUUAUUUGGAGUUGCGCACAACUUUACGACCGGUGCCCACCUGUCGUGACUAUUUACAUACGGUCAUCCAAAGUUUGACCAGUGCACCCAGUGUAUUAAACGAACUCAUUGUUGUUCGAUUGUUGGUAUCAAUCGAUCGGGCCCGUGGUGUGGAGGAGGCACAGAAAGCUGUAGCACUUGCUAUUGAAGCCGCUCACUCAAACCCUGAUUUGGUGGUUGGUGUGGACCUGAGUGGAAAUCCAAAUGUUGGCUCAUUGCUAGAUUACGUACCUAUGCUGAACGAGGCUCGGGCUCAUGGUCUGAAGACAACAGUGCACCUGGCCGAGGUACCAGAUCAAUCAAGUGAAUGGCUUGCUUUUCUGCGCUCGCACGUGCCCGAUCGGCUGGGCCAUGUAACAUUUUUAACUCAGAGAGAUACAACUAACGCAGGCACCGACACAGACGCCGCUCGAAAAAUAGUACUGGCUGCCAAAACUCCUCUUGGUAGGUAUGUGCUGCCAUUUUUUGAAGUGCAUGUUUUUGUACUCAAGACUUAUUUUAGCGCGUGA
Echinostoma caproni is the source of this 666-nucleotide messenger RNA. The record is from the annotation of a GenBank genome assembly. Lineage: Eukaryota; Metazoa; Platyhelminthes; Trematoda; Plagiorchiida; Echinostomatidae.